Scophthalmus maximus (turbot) is the source of this 3698-nucleotide messenger RNA. It is a transcript of the gene kaznb, whose product is annotated as kazrin, periplakin interacting protein b. Lineage: Eukaryota; Metazoa; Chordata; Actinopteri; Pleuronectiformes; Scophthalmidae. The transcript has 11 exons. The record is from RefSeq and is a predicted model, not a curated record. Bases 165 to 2060 code for a protein of 631 amino acids.
AGCAAAUGAGGGUUGUGGAGAGGGGAGGAGGGAGAGGGAGCAGAGAAAAAGGGGGCAUAUUCACACAGACCAGAAAAACAACAGUCCUGCUCUGUGCCCACAGGACAGACGCUGCUGUCUACUCGCACUGAGGAUUGACUUUUACCUCCCAUAUAUAUAUAUAUAUGCCGCACUCCCCAUUCUUUGCUCUCCCGUUCAACCCAGCCCGUCGGGAGCCGCGUGAGGAUUGUCAGCCAGUACAGACGAAGCACACGAUCAGAAAGCUGGCACAGCAACUGUGCCUCCAGCUCGGCAACUUGCUUUACCAGCCCUCUGUUACUCUCCCUCACACUGGCACGCUAAAAUGCUCUCGCAGGCACACACUGAGAGAACUUUCUCUCACGCUCACACACUUACAUGCUGUUAAGCAGGCAGGAAGGCAGGCAGGCACACCCCCCUCCCAUUAUCUGUGCGGCGAGCAGUUCUGCUCGUAUCGGUGCGAGCAGCACGGGGCUGUGUUUUGCUCCUCAGCAGCAGCAGCAGCAGCAGCAGCAGCAGCAGCAGCAGCAGCAGGAGGACGAGUCCAGAGGAGAACAGCCAUCACCAGAGAUCACACACCAGCUUCCACAGCUGAAGCGGGGGCCAGUGGGACAGCCAUGGAGGACACCAUCACCUGCAGCCACGCCACCUUCUCCCAGGUGUUUGGACGCCAGGGACAGCUCAUGCAAGCCACGGUCCAGUCUCUCAACAACCUGAACGACCAGAUCGUUCAGUUCAUGGUGACCAGACCUUGUAGCCUGGCGGACGAGGAUGAGACCUUCAUACCGGGAGAGAGGGACACCUUGAGGAAGUCCAUGACCCUGAUGAGACACCUGCUCAUGGACGCUCAGGGGAAAAUCCUUAAAAUGAUGGAAGACAACAAACAGCUGGCACAGAGGAUUGAUGGGGCCAUCCAGUCCGCCAGUCAGGAAGUGACCAACCUCCGCUCCGAGCUCUCUGCCACCAGCCGCAGACUGGCAGAGCUGGGUGCCAGCAGCCCCACCGCUUUUGAGAACCACCACCAGCACAACCACCACGAUGGCAGCCUCCAUUACCGGGAUCCAUCAGUUCAUCACAGACAGAAGACAGUGGUGACAGACAUGUGCUACCCGACGGAGAUAUCCAGCCUGAUGGACUUUGGCACUCCAGACUGCUCGCUUGGCAAAGUCUUGUUGCGUGAAGAGGUAGCCCAGCUUCAAGAGGAGGUCCACCUGCUGAGGCAAAUGAAGGACAUGUUGAGCAAGGACCUGGAGGACACCCAGGGAGGCUGCUCCACUAAUCUGCUCUCUGCCACCGAGCUCCGCGUGCAGCUGGGGGACAAGGAGCAGGAGUUGGACCGUGCCAAAGAGGCCUUACAAGCCAUGAAAGCUGACCGUAAGCGUCUAAAAGGGGAGAAGUCAGACCUGGUGAGUCAGAUGCAGCAGCUGUACACAACACUGGAGAGCCGAGAGGAGCAGCUACGAGAAUUCAUACGCAACUAUGACCAGCACCGAAAGGAGAGCGAGGAUGCAGUGAAGGUUCUGGCAAAGGAGAAGGACAUGCUGGAGAGGGAGAAGUGGGACCUGCGGAGGCAGACCAAGGAAGCCACGGAGCAGGCCAACAUCCUGCGUUGUCAGAUGGACAUGAAGGAGAACAGGAUCAAAGAGCUGGAGGCAGAGCUCACCAUGGCAAAGCAGAGUCUGGCCACCCUGACCAAAGACGUACCCAAGCGCCAUUCGUUGGCCAUGCCGACAGAGCCCGUGAUGAACGGCAGUCAGGAGUGGGUGAUGCAGGCCGACCUGCCGCUCACUGCUGCCAUCCGUCAGAGCCAACAGACCCUCUACCACGGACACACCACAGACAGACAGGCUGUUGUCAGGAUCAGCCCCUGUCACUCCCGCCAGCCCUCAGUCAUCUCUGACGCCUCGGCGGCCGACGGAGACCGGUCGUCCACGCCCAGCGACAUCAACUCACCUCGUCACAGGACCCACUCCCUCUGCAAUGUAAGAGCUGCCUGGCCCCCUCGACCAAUCCAUGGAGGACCUGGAGGACCAGAAGCGUAAGAAGAAGAAGGAGAAGAUGACUCUCGGAUCCCUGUCACGGGUGUUCGCUCGGGGCAAGCAGCGCAAGUCACUGGACCCUGGCCUGUUUGAUGGUACAGCCACCCCUGAUUACUACAUAGAGGAGGAUGCCGACUGGUGAUACUGUGUGUGUAAGCGUGUGUGUGUGUGUGCGUGUUGGAGGGUGUGUGGAUACCCACUUGGCUUUAACUGUGUGUUCGGAGUGUUUUGUUUGUGGGUUUGUCUGAAAGCGGGGAAUGGGGUAAAUUUUAAAAGAAAACUCUCGACAAGAGACUGCUAUUCUAUAAAUGUACAGUAUAUCGCCCUUAAAUUGUGUUUGUAAAUUAGAUAUAUAUUUAUAGAUGCACAUGUAUGCAUAUGUAUAUAUGUUUACAUGCAUAUAAAUAUAUACAGUACAUGGGUUUUAUUAUUCUGUGUAGACAUGUUUAUGCUGUAUCAUCUUCCAAAUUGCUCAAUGUUUUAUGUUUUUUAUAACUGGAGACUUGAAGGACUGCUGUUUAUAUGUACAUAGGAGUUAUUGUGAAACUAGUGUUUUUACUGUAAAUUUCAUUUGGCUUUUGUUACUUUACAGUUGCUUUUAUCAAGCUUUGCAACGCUGAUUUCUAAUUUUCUUCUUACUCCCAAACUAACUCGUCCCAUAUCUCAUUAUGAAAGACCAUAUAUUAGCUGGUUGACUUGAAAAAAAAUGAUCUUGCGGCCAAAUUCUGCCGUUUCGAAUGACUUGUUGAUAUGAAAAAACGGUACUUUGUCUGAGAGCUGCUGCUGUUACAGAAUCGUCAUCAUGCUCAUGUUUCAAACGCUGGCUGACUGGUAUUUGCUGAUAAUACAUUCACAACAUGAAGCGAUUUCAUGUUAACCACCUCAUCCAUUUAAGUAAAAAAAAAAAAAAAAUUAUAUUCUCAAUUACUGUGACAUUAGGACUGCUAAUAAGGGAUUUAGAGUCAGACUUCCAUAAAAUAUGUGGUAACACAGAUUUAAAAACACAAGCCUCUUGUCUGCUGUCAAAUUAAUAUGCAAGUGCCAAAGGUAAAAAACGCUCAUCUUUUGAAAACUCUGCAUAUCAUUCUGUCACUGUUAGCACUGGCCUCAUAACAUUGUUGCUUAUGACGGACACAUGUCUUACUGAGCGCUAUCUAACGUGUCGAUAUGAAACAAAGGAAUGUGCAUUAAACACUUGCAUGAUCCCUCUGUGUUGCAUUGAUAAGAUGUCCUUUCGUUGCCAGUCGGACUAAUAAUCUCCACACUCCUGUGUUGCUCCUGUGUUGCCUUUCCCCUCUACCCAGUUAUGUUUCCUUGCAUUUUGAAUGCACGGCCCCCCAUGUUCUUUCUUUUGCUGUUUUAGUAUUUUUUCUUUUUUCUUUUUUAAUUCCUCCUCAUUUCUCGCAAAUGUGGCUCUCACAAUUCUCUGUUAAUUGCUUUGUAAUUUAGGAGAUGUUGCAUAAAAGAUUGAAUCUAUUGAAGUAUUUUAUUUAAAAGGAAAAAGACACAAAACAAAGAAGCAACUUCAAACAUGUAUCUGCUGCAGCUGCUGCAGCCAGAUGCUGAGGAGGUUUUAGCAUUUUCAAAAAGGAACUAUAAUUGAAAUGAAAUCUUAUUUUGAAAAUAAAACUAGUAACUGAA